Nomascus leucogenys (northern white-cheeked gibbon) is the source of this 6955-nucleotide messenger RNA. RefSeq names its product zinc finger protein 510 (gene ZNF510). The transcript is spliced from 6 exons. The record is from RefSeq and is a predicted model, not a curated record. Bases 684 to 2735 code for a protein of 683 amino acids. Gene Ontology annotation, biological process: regulation of DNA-templated transcription. Lineage: Eukaryota; Metazoa; Chordata; Mammalia; Primates; Hylobatidae. Gene Ontology annotation, molecular function: RNA polymerase II cis-regulatory region sequence-specific DNA binding; DNA-binding transcription factor activity, RNA polymerase II-specific.
ACUUUCCGGCUGCUCUCUGUCAGUGUUUGUGGGUGCGGAGGGUUCGCAGCCCAGGUGAGAGCUUCGGGCCUCCACGCGGAUUGCGGACCUGCAGGGAGGGAUGGGCUAGUGUCCAGAGGGCGGGAACGCGACGUACCGGGAACUCCUGCAAAGCAGGCCCUCCGCUCCCUGUGCCUGGGUCGGCCUGGGACCUCAGCCUGAGAAGGGCCGGUGGGGGCGGGCUCCGGGGGCGUCAGGUGGGGCUGAGUCCUAGUUGGAAGAUGCUCGGUGCGGGCAGAGGUGUGGAUGCCAGAAUGCAGCCAGGCGUCGGAAAACCCGGUGCUGGCUUCAGGAGGGGAAUGCGCGUUUAUUGUACUGAUCAUGAACCUAACACAAAGCGCGUACGGCCCGUGGGUCUGCGGUGAGAGCCCGAGCCUAGAAGCUAGAAUGACCUGGUGAAUUUUGACUCUGUCACUUGAGCGUUUGAAAAUGAGGAUAUUAGUAAAAACUGCUUUGUGUCGUUCAGAGGAAGGAGGGAGCCCCAGAAACAGGAGUCCUACUGAAGAACUGCCCUCUGACAGAACAGAGACCUCCUCACCAGGGCUUCCAAACAGAUGCAGAAGAACCCAGAGAGGAGCAGGUCUUGAUUUGCCCAACCAGCAGCAGUUCUUCAUCCCCUUGCCCAGAGAGCACCAGACUUGGUGAUGUCGCCACAUCCAGAAGCCAUCACAGAUUGUGUGACACUGAACACUGUGGGCCAACUUGCAGAAGGUGGUUAUCCUUUACGGUUCUCCACACUCUUUCAGGAGCAGCAGAAAAUGAACAUAUCUCAGGCAUCAGUGUCAUUCAAGGACGUGACUAUAGAAUUCACCCAGGAGGAGUGGCAGCAGAUGGCCCCUGUUCAGAAGAAUCUGUACAGAGAUGUGAUGCUGGAGAACUACAGCAACCUCAUCUCAGUGGGGUACUGCCAUUUCAAACCAGAGGUGAUCUUCAAGUUGGAGCACGGAGAAGAGCCUUGGUUCUCAGAGGAGGAAUUCUCAAACCAGAGUCACCCAAAAGAUUACAGAGGCGAUGACCUGAUCAAGCAGAACAAGAAAAUCAAAGACAAACACUUGCAGCAAGCAAUGUGUAUCAAUAAUAAAACAUUGACUACAGAGGAAGAGACAGUUUUGGGGAAAACAUUUACUCUGCAUGUAGCUGCUGUUGCUUCAACAAAAAUGUCCUGCAAGUGCAACUCAUGGGAAGUGAAUUUGCAAAGUAUUUCUGAAUUUAUCAUUAAUAAUAGAAACUAUUCAACAAAGAAAAUAGGUUGCUGUAAUGUAUGUGAGAAUUCACCUUUCAAAAUUAACUUUGAGAAAACUCAGACUGGAGAGAAAUUUUAUGAACAUAAUAAAAACAUGAAAGCUCUCAAUUAUAAUGAAAAUCUUUCCAAGCAUCCAAAGUUUCAAACUUUGGAGCAAGCUUUUGAAUGUAAUAAAAUUGUAAAAGCCUUUAAUGAUAAGGCUAACUGUGUUAAACAUAAGAGUCCUCACACAGGAGAAACAUCCUCUAAAGAUGAUGAAUUUAGGAAAAAUUCUGAUAAGAAAACUCUCUUUGACCACAGGAGAACUGGCACAGGGAAGAAACACCUGCAUCUUAAUCAAUGUGGGAAAUCCUUUGAGAAGUCAACUGUGGAGGAAUAUAAUAAACUUAACAUGGGUAUAAAACAUUAUGAGUUAAAUUCAAGUGGAAAUAAUUUCAACAGAAAGGCACACCUCACUGAUCCUCAAACAACUGUCACAGAAGAGAACCCAUUGGUAAGUAGUGACAGAACACAGACUUGGGUUAAAUCCUCUGAAUAUCAUGAAAAUAAGAAAUCCUACCAGACAUCGGUUCACAGAGUUCGCCAGAGAAGUCACUCGAUGAUAAAACCCUAUAAAUGUAAUGAAUGUGGGAAAUCCUUCUGUCAGAAAGGACAUCUCAUUCAACAUCAGAGAACUCACACAGGAGAGAAACCAUUUGAAUGUAGUGAAUGUGGAAAAACUUUCUCCCAGAAGUCACACCUCAGUACUCAUCAGAGAAUUCAUACAGCAGAAAAACCCUAUAAAUGUAAUGAAUGUGGAAAAACAUUUGUCCAGAAGUCAACCCUCAGGGGACAUCAAAGAAUUCACACAGGAGAAAAACCGUAUGAAUGUAGUGAAUGUGGGAAAACUUUUGUUCAGAAGUCCACCCUCAGAGAUCAUCACAGAAUUCACACAGGGGAGAAAUCCUUUCAAUGCAAUGAAUGUGGAAAAACAUUUGGCCAAAAGUCAAACCUCAGAAUACAUCAGAGAACUCACACUGGGGAGAAAACUUACCAGUGUAAUGAAUGCGAAAAAUCCUUCUGGCGAAAAGAUCAUCUCAUUCAACAUCAGAAAACUCACACAGGAGAGAAACCAUUCAAAUGUAACGAAUGUGGGAAAACUUUUGCCCGGACAUCAACCCUCAGAGUGCAUCAAAGAAUUCACACUGGGGAGAAACCAUUUAAAUGUAAUGAAUGUGGGAAAAAAUUUGUCCGGAAAGCAAUCCUUAGUGAUCAUCAGAGAAUUCACACAGGGGAGAAACCCUUUCAGUGUAAUAAAUGUGCAAAAACUUUUGGCCAGAAAUCAAACCUCAGAAUACAUCAAAGGACUCACAGUGGGGAGAAAUCUUAUGAAUGCAAUGAAUAUGGGAAAUUAUGUAAGAAGUCAACCCUAAGCUUAUACCAGAAAAUUCAGGGAGAGGGGAAUCCCUAUUGAUGUAAUAACUAGAAAAUCCUUUUGACAAAAGGAAUACCCCAUUUGAUAUCAGAGAUAUACAAAAAACCAAUUGAGGGUAGUGAAUGUAAGAAGACAGUCCCAGAAGUAAACCCUCACUGUGAAUCAGAGAAUUCACAUAGGAAAGAAACCAGAUGAAGAUGAAUGCAGGAAGAAUUGUGUCCAAAAGGCAACGUUCAGAGUAUAUCAAAGAAUUCACACAGGCUUCUGUUUUCAGAGUAGUAUGGAUAGGCCUGAAUGAAGUCAUACCCUAUUAGAUAGCUCCCACACAUCACACAGGCUGGUAAUCUCUUUACCAGCACCAAUUUCAUUUUACUCCAGGCACAUAGUCCAAAUUUCCCAAUCUCCUUUUCAUCCAGGUGGGUCUUUGUGACUGGCUACUAAGAUGUGGAUGUCCAUGAUGUAUAUCACAUCCCAGUCUGAAACAUAAGAGACUUCCCUAACAAAUUACCAGGGCCCUGUCACGACAAAAUGGAUAUCAUUUCUAGGACAAACUUGGUGCCGUGCUUUAAUGUGGCAUGGUACAAGAUAAAGAAGUCUGUGCCUGAAUGAAUAUACGCAGCAAAAUUCUCCUCUUCUGCGUCUUUCCCAGUUGAACAUUAUGUGAGCAAAAUUUAAGCUUAUACAGUAGUCCCCCCUUAUCUGUGUUUUCACUUUAUGCAAUUUCCAUUAACCAUGGUCAACUGCACUUUAAAGUUAUUAAAUGGAUCCAGAAAUAAACAAUUCCUACAUUUUAAACUGCACCCGAUUCUGAGUAGUGUGAUGAAGUCUCAUGCCCUCCUGCUCUCCCAUGAGGGUUAUUGAAUCAUUCCUUAGUCUAGCAUAUUCACAGUGUAUACACUAUCUGCCAGUUAGUCACUUACUUGGCAUUUUAGUUAUCAGAUCGCCUGUCGGUAUGGCAAUGCUCAUAUUCAAGUAACCCUUGUUUUACUAAAUAAUGGCCUCAAAUUGCAAGAGCAGUUCUGGCAUGUUAUAAUUAUUCCAUUUUAUUAUUAGUCGUUAAUCUCUUGCUGUGCCUAAUUUAUAAAUUAAACUAUCAUAGGCAUGUGUAUAUGUAGGAAAAAAAUACAGUAUAUACAGGGUUCAGUAUACCCGUGGUUUCAGACAUCAACUUGGGAUCCUUGGAGAGCAUUCCUUGUAGUUAAGCAGGGACUACUGUAUUCUGUUGAGCUUUUACAUGUUUGAGUCUGUUUGUUUCUACACAUAAUUUAGUUAUCUUCUGCUAGGAAGGCAGAAAGCUUCUGUGGAAGCCAGGCUUAAGUCAAUCAGAGGGCACAAACCUUAUUAGGAGGCUACAGAGUCAAGGAGAACCUCAAAUAUGAUCAGAGAAUUUUGGAAAAGACAUCCUUUCAAUGUAAUGAAAUUGAUAGUACCACCUGAUACAGGGCUUUGCAUGAACCUAAAAGUCUUUUGGCUGAAUGGUGAGCAGCCACUGUGCAGUUCAACGUAAUUGUGCCUUGCUUAAUUGCACAGAGGUACUUCCUCCACACCUCCUGACACCUCCAUAUACCCCAGGUAUAUCUGCUUUAAGGAGGAGUUUUCCCUGGCUCCAAAGGCCAUUGGCACCCACCCAAGUAUUACGAGAAACCUCUGAGGAGGGGAGGGACUCAGAUUUAUAUGGCUUUAUUGAAUCCAUGCCCAAGCUAACAUCUUACUAGUUCCCGUGGGGGUACAGGACACCUAGAUUUAGCUAAUGGGGUUUGGCAAUGGGAAGGCAAACAAAUGUAAUAACCUUAUGGGUGAGGUACUUUUGGCCAGUGGAGUGUACUACAGUUAGGUUUACAUCUGAAAGUAUAGUAGGGAUUAAUUCCCAUAAGUUAUAGAGAGAAUUCUAAUUCCCUGUAAUUCGCAUAAGUCAUAGAAUUCUAAUCAGGAAUAAUUGUAUGUAAAGAUACCUCUGAGGUCCAACAGCUCUGAUUAUUUUGGGCUUCAAGUCUCUGUGACUGGUGAUUUUGUGGGUUGAAACUUCUGGCAAAAGGGGGCAGCCCUUGGGAGCUGGGGGACAGAGGAUUGACUUGGUUCCCUGACAAGGGUACCAGGUCCACCCCUUCUGAAAAGCAGCUGUUAGUUUACUCUUGGGCUCUUACACAUUGGAUAUUUCUUCCCUGGGUAGAGGGUUCUGACCUAAAAUUCCAGUUUGGGAGUUUGUCGUCUUGGACUCAACAACUAACAAAAUGAAAAGAACCCAGCAAGCCUCACUUGUGGAAUGAAAAUGGAGCAUUCAGGAAAGCAGCUGUCCUGGCCCCACAGUAUGUCAGCUGUAUAGGCAAUAGUAGUAGCUGUCUCUUAGAAGGGAAAUAAUGUAUCACCUCUUUCUAGAACGAAGCAAAGUUCCUGGCUUAGUAGAGCCCUCAACUCAUAGAGGUUACUGUAAUUGGGCCUGGCUCACUGAUGGUUUCGCUAACUGAAACUACUAGGAUCCUGUGUGUGUUCAAACUCAGUGCCAUUAACAAACCCAGAGUGAAGCGGUCACACCUCUCAGUGGAAAGAGCACAAGGAUGUUCUCAGCUCUGGCCAAUACUCCAUUUCAUGAACCUUGUUACAUUUUUUUAAGCCUUGGGCUCUGGAUGUGGCCUAGAUAUUUGAUAUUCUAAUUGGAAAUUAUAGAUUAAAAAGCACCCUUUCAUUAUUUGUACAGUGGGGGUAAAAGUCAAAGCUGCUUAGUACAACCAUCUGGGUUGCUCAAGUAGAUGCCCAUAAUAAGAGACUAUUUUCUGAUAAGACUGACUGGAAUCAAGCUGCUGAAAGCUUUCUCCAUCCAGAUUGUGACCAUUGCUACCUGGAUCCAUCAUUUUACUGUAUGGCAAAAAAUCACCCAUGUCACACUGGGUGACAUGGUAAAAGUACAUGGUACUUUUACAGUACCAUGUACUGUACAAAAUAAAGGUCUCUUUAUCUGAUGCUUCCAUUGAUGUCAUUGGAUAUAAGAAUUUACAAAACUUUUUUCCUUCUGGAUGAAUAGCCAGUACUACAUAUGCCAUUGAUUAAUUCACCUUUCUCCCACUGAUUUUAAAUAUCUUUAUAUACUAAAUUGUCAUUUGUAAAGAUAGUGCAUAUGACUGAUUAAACGUUCUGAUAUUUUAGUAACAUCAUUUUGUGAACAGGACUGGCAUGUAUAGGAGCCAUAAUAACCAUCUUUCUGGCCUGCAAUUGAAUUUUUCACAGGAGGAUAAUUGAAUCAACUUUGGAAAAAGAAUACAUCUUAGGACUUAAGAAAUAGAAUAUCAUAGGCCAGAACUGCCAGCAGCCUUACCAAGAAAAUGCAUUGACAAUAGGUGAACAUAAGGUUACCCCUGGAGAGAAGGAGAUAUGACAGGAAAAUUAAUGGUACACAAGCCCAGUUAGUACCUGUUAGGACCAGUUAGUCCCUGAGAAUCAAAACAUCACUGUUUACUCUGUUUUUGUAAUACUUCGUAAUAUAAAGCAAGUCUUUCUUUAAACUUUUUUUUACUCAGACACUUUCUGAAAGAAAAUAUUUAGAAUCAUCUCUCUCCCUGCCCCUUUUAAAUAGGAUAUUUGAGGAUUAUGAUUGGGUUUGGUAUUAAGGAUCAGGAACCCUGCAGGGUGGAACUGAUUCACCCAGGUGGCCUGAGUCAUUGGGAGGCCAGGUGGUAAAGCCCCAUGACUGGGGACUCAGGCUUCACCUGCUGUCCCUUAGCAGAGGGCGGCCCACAGGACACCUUUCCAUACAAUACAUCACCAAUUGGAGACCAUGGUCUGUGCUCUAGUCAUGUAUGCUCUCUCUCCCUGCCUGGUUGAUCUCCUUAGCAACUCAUGGUCUUUUACUCUAGCAGAUGGAUGCCUCAUCUAGAGACUCUGGAGGAGCUGAUUUUCUGUCUGCCCACCCACUAAGGGCCUUCAAGCUAAUAAAGAUAGAAAACAGGGCAGGAAUUUUUGUCUGUUUUAUUCACAGUGUAUCUCAAACACAUGAAACAGUCCCUCUUCAUAUUAGGCACUCAGAAAUACUUGCUGAAGGUACAGUUAUCAAAGUGAAAUCUGAACAUUUUUCCUUUUGAUGUUCCAAGUUAUCUUUUGAGGUGAUUAAUUUUAAAUAGGUAAAAUAUUGCUAUAAGUUCCCUGUUCACGGGUAUUUUAUAAAUUUUUAAAACUUGUUCUUAAUCUUCAGAAGUGUACAGAACUGUUCUUCAAACUUCUGUCAACCAAAACAUGUAUUUUCAAUAAAUUGAGAUUCCCAGUUCAAA